ACACAAUAUACAUAAAACAAAAAUUGCAGGUGUACUUGUUUAGCGCUCCCUCCAAAACGGUGACACACUCAAAGUCUUGCACAGUUGACAAGUAUCACCGGGAACGAAAACCCAAAAAAAAAUAAAAAUUAUACUUUCGAUUUUUCUCACCGUCGUUCUUCUAUGCAAUGUAGGUCAUCGGAGAAUGGCCAAAUGUCACCGGAGCAACGUUGAUUCAAUAGCUCUCAAUCAACGCCACCAUGCCAAAAACACCACCGCCGACAACUUCUGCAUCUCCGCCUCGUCGAUCCGCCGCAUCAUUUUCGACGCCGUGAGCUGCGGCGGAACUUCUCGCCACCGACAUCGCCAACGCGAGGAACUCCACAGCGACAUUAGCUCUUCUUCUUCGGCGGCAAGUUUUGCAUCCGUUACCGUUAGCCACAAAGAAAAGAAGCAUGUUCAAGAAGAGAAGCAUGAGAAGCUACUGGAUCUCCUGAACGUACCGGUGCAUGUAACGGAUGCGGAAUCGAAGAAGAAGGAAGAAAUGUUGUUAGAGCUGAAGCAAGUGGUGAAAGAAUUGCGCGAUGAGGACUCGACGAAGCGGAGAAUGGCGGCGGCGAGAGUAAGGUUACUGACGAAAGAUGAUACCGAAGCGAGAGGCUCACUCGCUAUGCUCGGAGCAAUUUCUCCACUCGUUGGAAUGCUUGAUUCAGAAGACCUUCAUUCUCAGAUCGAUUCUCUUUAUGCAUUACUCAAUAUCGGAAUCGGCAACGAUGCAAAUAAAGCAGCGAUUGUAAAAGUUGGUGCUGUUCAUAAGAUGCUGAAGCUAAUUGAAUCACCCGGUGUUGUUGAUUCAUCAGUUUCUGAGGCGAUUGUUGCGAAUUUCCUUGGAUUGAGUGCUUUGGAUUCUAACAAACCAAUAAUUGGAUCCUCUGGUGCAAUACCUUUUUUAGUUAGAACCCUUCAGAAUCUAGAUAAAAGUAGUAAAACUAGUUCCCAAGUUAAGCAAGAUGCUCUUCGAGCUCUUUACAAUCUUUCGAUCAAUCAGACCAACAUUUCGUUCGUUUUGGAAACCGAUUUGGUAUUGUUUAUGAUAAACUCAAUUGAAGAUAUGGAAGUGAGUGAGAGAAUCCUUUCAAUUCUAAGCAAUUUGGUGUCAACUCCAGAAGGUAGAAAAGCUAUCAGUGCUGUUAGGGAUGGAAUAGCAAUUUUGGUUGAUGUAUUGAGCUGGACAGAUUCGCCUAAAUGCCAAGAGAAAGCUUCAUACAUUUUGAUGAUCAUGGCACACAAAGCCUAUGCUGAUAGGCAAACCAUGAUUGAGGCCGGGAUUGUGUCGGCUUUGCUCGAGUUGACGCUUGUAGGUACUGCAUUGGCGCAGAAAAGGGCAUCAAGGAUAUUGGAAUGUUUUAGGGUAGACAAAGGGAAGCAGGUUUCUGGGAGAUGUGAUGGUGGAAACUUAAGUUUAACUGUCUCUGCACCUAUUUGUGCCUCGUCGUCUUCGACGGAUGGAGGAGGUAAAGAGUAUUUAAUGGAGGAGGUGAACAUGAUGAGCGAUGAAAAGAAAGCAGUGAAGCAAUUAGUUCAGCAGAGUUUGCAGAACAACAUGAUGAAAAUAGUCAAGAGGGCUAACUUGCGUCACGAUUUCGUUCCUUCUGAGCAUUUUGCUUCACUCACUUCGAGUUCGACGUCAAAGAGCCUUCCAUUUUGAAAAUCUGCAGCUGCUGAUGAACAGAGUUAAGUUUAUGAACCAUGAAAUUAUCCUCCAUAGCAUAAUUACAUUGAUCUUUUGGUCUUGUAACUGUUUUACUAGCAGUGGUGUAAUUUGUUAAACAUUUACUGUGGGAUUGUUGGCUGUAAAAUCCUUUAAUUUUGCUAGUUAAGUAAAUGCAUUAAGUACUCAUUAAUUAUUUA
This is a messenger RNA of Lathyrus oleraceus (garden pea), 1890 nucleotides long. Its product is annotated as U-box domain-containing protein 3. Bases 185 to 1687 code for a protein of 500 amino acids. NCBI's taxonomy places the organism in Eukaryota, Viridiplantae, Streptophyta, Magnoliopsida, Fabales, Fabaceae. The record is from RefSeq and is a predicted model, not a curated record. Gene Ontology annotation, molecular function: protein binding. The transcript has 2 exons.